AUGCCGGGAGAUACUAAAAGGAAUGGAACAAGAGGCCUUCUCAACCAUUUGUAUUAUAGGUGUGAGAGUUCUCCUCUUCGUGUGGUGAUGGAUAGGAGCCAACGGACAUUAACUCAAUCGAUGAUGGGAGGUGAAGUAAAAAUUUCCGACUUCAACCAAAAAAGGCUCGACAAUAUGUGUAUAAAGUGGAUUAUCAAAGCGGAGAUGCCUUUUCGAACCGUAGAGCAAUCGGACUUCAAAGAAUUCAUUCGUGAUCUUCAACCUCAUUAUAAGAUUCUUAAUCGGAGGAAGAUUGCGAAGGAGGUGUGGAGUUUAUUUUGCGAGAAGAAAGCGAAGAUCAAAAGCAUCAUUGGUGAUCUCCGUGUGAGUAUCACAACCGAUACUUGGACCUCUAUCCAAAAUAUUAAUUACAUGGUGGUGAUGACCCAUUUUAUUGACUCGGAUUUCCACUUACACAAAAGGGUGCUUAAUUUUUGUAAAAUUACUACUCAUAAGGGUGAAGACAUAAGAAGGUGUCUUGAAGAGAAGUUGGUCGAAUGGGGCAUAAGUAAGGUGUUUACCAUUACCAUGGACAAUGCGAGUUCCAAUGAUGUGGCCAUGGAGUAUUUGAAGAAGCAACUCCGGAAGCAUGAUAGUCUUAUGCAGGGCCGGCUUCUUGGGGAGGCAGCCUAG
This is a messenger RNA of Striga asiatica, 672 nucleotides long. The record is from the annotation of a GenBank genome assembly. NCBI's taxonomy places the organism in Eukaryota, Viridiplantae, Streptophyta, Magnoliopsida, Lamiales, Orobanchaceae.